AUGAGAUCCACUUAUCGAGAUGUGUUUGCAUUUUGUGUCAAGUAUGAUAUUUUGAUACCUAAUUUGGAUGAGUUCUAUCAACUUCAAGAACUCAAGAAUCGUUUUAAUGAGGUGAGAACGGAUUUUCUUAUCGGAGUUGCUUGCUUGAACCCAGUUGACACAUUUUCUAGUUUUGACAUCAAGAAAAUACUGAGAAUGGCUGAAUUAUAUCGUUAUGAUUUUGGUGAAAAUAUAAUGACUACUCUGAAGAAUCAAUUAGGGACUUAUAUUGUUGAUGUCCGUGAAGUUGAUGGAAGAGUCUCCAACCUAAGAAGACUUGGUGAUCUUUCUGAAGAGCUAGUUAAAGCAAAGAAUCAUUUAAAUUUCUGUUGCUCCUACCGGUUGCCACUGCUACAGUUGAAAGAGCUUUUUCGGCAAUGA
This is a messenger RNA of Lycium barbarum (goji berry), 420 nucleotides long. RefSeq lists its product as uncharacterized. The coding region runs from base 1 to 420 and encodes 139 amino acids. The transcript has 2 exons. The record is from RefSeq and is a predicted model, not a curated record. Lineage: Eukaryota; Viridiplantae; Streptophyta; Magnoliopsida; Solanales; Solanaceae.